AUGGGCGCGCCGCUGUUGUGGCUGCUGCUGUCCCCAGCGUGGCUCGGGGGGCUUCAUGAGCUCGGGUGGGAUGUGAGGACUCAGGGGGAGUCGCAGGAUGGGGAAGUGAUGUUCCCGACCCCAAGUCCCGGGAAGUGGGAUAUGCUUACGACACCCUGCGGUCAAACAAAAAUCCCCACGCGCAUAGUGGGAGGCCAGGACGCGGAGUUGGGGAGCUGGCCGUGGCAGGGAAGCCUACGCCUGUGGGGCACCCACAUCUGCGGAGUCAGCCUGCUCAACCGCCGCUGGGUGCUAACGGCCGCGCACUGCUUCCAAGAGUCCACUGACCCCUUUCCAUAUAGCAUCCAGUUUGGGGAACUGUCUGCAGUCCCACCCAUCUGGAGUCUGCAGGCCUAUCAGAACCGUUACCAAGUUGAGAGGAUUGUGAUGAACCCAAGAUUCCUCUGGACUUCACCUUAUGACAUCGCCCUGCUGAAGGUGUCUUCCUUGGUCACCUACACGAAGUACAUCCAGCCCAUCUGUGUGGUGAAUGCCACUGAGGCGUUCCACAACCGGACCGACUGCUGGGUGACCGGCUGGGGGGACAUCCAGGAGAACAUCGAGCUGGCGGCCCCCUACAACCUCCAGGAAGUCCAGAUCUCCAUCAUAAACAACACCAUGUGUAACCACCUGUUCAAAGAGCCCGAUUUCCGCUACAACAUCUUCGGAGACAUGGUUUGUGCUGGCGAAGCAGAAGGUGGCAAAGAUGCCUGUCUUGGUGACUCAGGCGGGCCCUUGGUCUGUGAAGAGAACAGUGUGUGGUAUCAGGUCGGAGUCGUGAGCUGGGGCGUGGGCUGCGGUCGCCCGAACCGACCUGGCGUCUACACGAACGUCAGUGAGCACUUCCCCUGGAUCAAGAGGGUUAUGGCUCACGGCAUCCCCAGGACAGACCCCUCCUCACUCCUGCUGCUGGCUCUGCCUUGGGUGCCCGUGCUCCUGUGCCUGGCCUGA
Messenger RNA from Chrysochloris asiatica (Cape golden mole), 990 nucleotides. RefSeq names its product protease, serine, 21 (testisin) (gene PRSS21). The transcript is spliced from 5 exons. Gene Ontology annotation, molecular function: serine-type endopeptidase activity. The record is from RefSeq and is a predicted model, not a curated record. Gene Ontology annotation, biological process: proteolysis. Lineage: Eukaryota; Metazoa; Chordata; Mammalia; Afrosoricida; Chrysochloridae. Bases 1 to 990 code for a protein of 329 amino acids.